Messenger RNA from Pyricularia oryzae 70-15, 1809 nucleotides. RefSeq lists its product as uncharacterized. Bases 1 to 1809 code for a protein of 602 amino acids. Lineage: Eukaryota; Fungi; Ascomycota; Sordariomycetes; Magnaporthales; Pyriculariaceae. The transcript has a single exon. The record is from RefSeq and is a predicted model, not a curated record.
AUGACUGGCACCCAGGUCCCGAUUAGCCACCCCAACAGGGAAGACGACAACUUCAUCCUGUUUGGGGGAUCGCCACUGGCACCAGGGCACAGGGGCGAACACGUGGGCCAGCCACAGGGGCGUGGCCAUCAGCAAGACCAACAGCGGUCGUCGGGGCCGGUCGGACGAUCGCUGUUCUACCAAACAAACCUCCUCCUCCUGGAGACACAUUCGGCUCUCCUCUUUGACGCGUUGCACAAGACCAACCGCACGCAAGAAAACCGCCACGAGAUCAGCGAGCUGGAGAAGACGGUCCGCUCCCUGCGCCAGGUCAUGGCGAACCAAGACUACGCGCCGCUCGUGUACCACGUCGACGGCAGGAUCACCACCCCGACCCGGCCGUGGAUUCAUCGCUGGCGGGACCUGCAAGGUGGCUACCAUGUCACCCCCUACGAGCCGCCCAACACCAACCCCGCCGGGUAUCCCUACCAGCACAGGGCCGAUGGCGCACAGCCGCUGCGCCAGGUCGCCAAAGACCUCGACUGGCAGCUCCACAGCAAUCUACGACGCUACCUGCCCGACAUGGAGUGGUGCGUGGUGUGCGGCAACUGGCACUACGUCCAGGAGGCCAGGAGCGUCGACAUUUUGCUGUGGGAGGCCUUUGGCGACGAGAACGGUCUGCUGCCAGACGAGUACCCCAUCGACGGCCAAGUCAUGCAGCUGCCGUCGCUGCCCAUGUGCUUGGAGUGGGCCCAGUUCUGGGACUGGGGCAUCAUCGGCCUGGUUCCUGGCCGCACGCCUGGCAGCUGGAUGACCAAGGUCGUGCACCCAGACUUCAUCCAGUUCAUGGCCAGCAACUACCCUGGCGCCGAGGGCCGCGAGAUCAAUGUGAGCUCGUCGUGGCAGCCCAACCCGCGCCACCUGUACCUGCGCUGGGCGGUCACGGAGCUGCUCCGGAUCCACGACGAGGGGGUGGCGCGGCCUGUGGCGCCGGCGCGCGGCGUCCUGUCUUGGGAGAACGGCAUCGCCGACUACGAGACGGGGCCGCUGGGUUGCGACAUGACCAUGAUGGUCACGUGGUUGGGGUACGAGCUGGCGGGCCUGGCGCCCGAGGAGACUUGCGCGCUCUUUGACAUACCGGAGGAGCUGGAACAGCGCGCCAAAGACCAGCUCAACAUGGAAUGGGCUAGGCAGUUUUGGACGCCCCGGUUCAAGAGGUUCAUUGACGCGUACCUCGGGUGGAAUGCUGUGGUCAGCAAGGAGCUGGCGCAGUACAGGCAGCAGAUGGGCAUCUCACCCGGGGUGAGCCGGGUUGAUGAUGGCGAGGCGGACCAGCGGCUCCGGGAGGUCCUCGGGGAGAUACUGGCGGACGAGGAUGAGGAGCCACAGAUUGCCGAGGAGCAGACUGUGGCGCAAGCCGAGAACGAGGAGGUGGCUGGUGGGGAGAAGACCGGUGAGAAGACGGUCCACCAGGAGAACGUUGAGGAGGUGGAUGUCGAGACGCCGGAGGAGGAGGAGACUGGUACCCUGGAGGAGCUCGCGACGGAGGCGGAGAUCGAGGGUGAGAAGGAUGAGGAAGAGAAGAGCGACGAGGACGCUGAGGAACAGCUCGAGUUCCAAAGCAGCGAUUACAAUGCCGACGUCGAAGGAUACUUUGAUGACUGGGGCGAGGAGGAAGGUAGCAACUGGAACCAGACCACCGACGACGGGGAUAGGGUCACAACCAGCGAGGAAGAUGAUGGUCCCUCGAGCUUCGGCGACGAGCUCGAAGCUGUGAUGGACCUUAUCGAAACCCUUGCAAGAGAUAUUGUGGACUCUACAGCGCCUUGA